This is a messenger RNA of Fukomys damarensis (Damara mole-rat), 7097 nucleotides long. It is a transcript of the gene Kirrel1, whose product is annotated as kirre like nephrin family adhesion molecule 1. The record is from RefSeq and is a predicted model, not a curated record. Gene Ontology annotation, molecular function: cell adhesion molecule binding. The transcript has 15 exons. The coding region runs from base 107 to 2488 and encodes 793 amino acids. Gene Ontology annotation, cellular component: cell-cell junction. NCBI's taxonomy places the organism in Eukaryota, Metazoa, Chordata, Mammalia, Rodentia, Bathyergidae. Gene Ontology annotation, biological process: cell-cell adhesion.
UGCUUAGAGAUCCUCCGGCUGCGCGCUCUCCGGCUGCCUUCGGAGCGGGAGGCAGGAGAGGCCUGGGCCUCAGACGCCGUCGAGCCGCCCGUCCCUGGCACGGAAGAUGCCGGAGAUGGACAGGGGAAGAGUGGAUUGCGCCUCUUCGCGGCCGCUCAGGACUCCCGCGCCUAGCCCGGCCCCAUCGCGGCUGGCCGCGGCCCCCGCCGGGGCUCAAGGGACCCAGACCCGCUUCAGCCAGGAGCCAGCUGACCAGACUGUGGUGGCCGGGCAGCGAGCCGUGCUCCCUUGCGUGCUGCUCAACUACUCUGGUAUCGUGCAGUGGACCAAGGAUGGGCUGGCCCUGGGCAUGGGACAGGGCCUCAAAGCCUGGCCGAGGUACAGGGUCGUGGGCUCCGCGGACGCCGGGCAGUACAACCUGGAGAUCACAGAUGCCGAACUCUCUGAUGACGCCUCUUACGAGUGCCAGGCCACGGAGGCCGCCCUGCGCUCCCGGAGGGCCAAGCUCACCGUGCUCAUUCCCCCAGAGGACACCCGGAUUGAUGGAGGCCCCGUGAUCCUGCUGCAGGCAGGCACCCCCCACAACCUCACAUGCAGAGCCUUCAACGCCAAGCCUGCCGCCACUAUCAUCUGGUUCCGGGACGGAACGCAGCAGGAGGGUGCGGUGGCCAGCACGGAGCUACUGAAGGAUGGGAAGAGGGCGACCACCAUCAGCCAGCUGCUCAUUAACCCAACUGACCUGGAUAUCGGGCGUGUCUUCACCUGCCGCAGCACAAACGAGGCCAUCCCUGGUGGCAAGGAGACUUCCAUUGAGCUGGACGUGCAUCAUCCUCCGACUGUGACCCUGUCCAUUGAGCCUCAGACAGUGCAGGAGGGAGAGCGUGUGGUCUUCACCUGCCAGGCCACAGCCAACCCUGAGAUCCUGGGCUACAGGUGGGCUAAGGGGGGUUUCUUGAUUGAAGAUGCCCACGAGAGUCGCUAUGAGACAAAUGUUGAUUAUUCCUUCUUCACGGAGCCUGUGUCUUGUGAGGUGCACAACAAAGUGGGGAGCACCAAUGUCAGCACUUUAGUAAAUGUCCACUUUGCCCCCCGUAUUGUAGUGGACCCCAAGCCCACGACCACAGACAUCGGCUCUGAUGUGACCCUCACCUGUGUCUGGGUUGGGAAUCCCCCCCUGACCCUUACCUGGACCAAAAAGGACUCGAACAUGGGGUCCCGGCCUCCUGGCUCCCCACCCGAGGCUGCUCUCUCUGCCCAGGUCCUGAGUAACAGCAACCAGCUGCUGCUGAAGUCGGUGACCCAGGCAGAUGCCGGCACUUACACCUGCCGGGCCAUCGUGCCUCGGAUUGGAGUGGCUGAGCGGGAGGUGCCGCUCUACGUGAACGGGCCCCCCAUCAUCUCCAGCGAAGCCGUGCAGUAUGCUGUGAGGGGUGACGGUGGCAAGGUGGAAUGCUUCAUUGGGAGCACACCCCCGCCAGACCGCAUUGCGUGGGCAUGGAAGGAGAACUUCCUGGAGGUGGGGACCCUGGAACGGUACACGGUGGAGAGGACCAACUCCGGCAGCGGGGUGCUGUCCACGCUCACCAUCAACAACGUCGUGGAUGCCGACUUCCAGACCCACUACAACUGCACCGCCUGGAACAGUUUCGGGCCGGGCACAGCCAUCAUCCAGCUGGUAGAGCAAGAGGUGCUGCCCGUGGGCAUCAUCGCUGGGGCCACCAUCGGUGCAGGCAUCCUGCUUAUCUUCUUCUUCAUCGCCCUGGUGUUCUUCCUCUACCGUCGUCGCAAAGGCAGCCGCAAGGAUGUGACCCUGAGGAAGCUGGACAUCAAGGUGGAGACAGUGAACCGAGAGCCACUCACCAUGCAUUCUGACCGGGAGGAUGACACUGCCAGCAUCUCCACGGCAACCCGGGUCAUGAAGGCCAUCUACUCGUCCUUUAAGGAUGAUGUCGAUCUGAAGCAGGACCUGCGCUGUGACACCAUCGACACCCGGGAGGAGUAUGAGAUGAAGGACCCCACCAACGGCUACUAUAAUGUGCGUGCACACGAAGACCGCCCAUCCUCCAGGGCAGUGCUGUAUGCUGACUACCGUGCCCCUGGCCCUACCCGCUUCGAUGGUCGCCCCUCGUCCCGUCUGUCCCACUCCAGUGGCUAUGCUCAGCUCAACACCUACAGCCGGGCCCCUGCCUCUGACUAUGGCCCUGAGUCCGCACCCCCUGGCCCGGCUGCCCCAGCUGGCACCGACACCACCAGCCAGCUGUCCUACGAGAACUAUGAGAAGUUCAACUCCCAUCCCUUCCCCGGGGCAGCUGGGUAUCCCACUUAUCGACUGGGCUACCCCCAGGCUCCCCCUUCAGGCCUAGAGCGGACCCCAUAUGAGGCAUACGACCCCAUUGGCAAGUACGCCACAGCCACACGGUUCUCAUACACUUCCCAGCACUCGGACUAUGGCCAGCGGUUCCAGCAGCGCAUGCAGACUCACGUGUAGGGGCCAGAGUGCCGGGGGCCUCUUCAGGGCAGAGGAGAAGGCUUUCACAGCGGUUCCCUGAUAUUCAGGGGCAUUGCUCCUUGCUCCCUUCUCGGACCAGCCUUCCUCCUCCUGCCGUGACAGAUGUGGAGCGGGUCUCCCAGAAACACCCCGUCCCGAGGAUGGUGCUCUGUGCAUGCCCCAGCCUCCCGGGCCUGCCUCCCCUCUUCUUCGGGAGGAGGUGUCUCUUCUGACCUGUGCUCUUGCCUGACCCCAGCACGAGGACAGGGAAAGUGAAGGUUGGGGAGAGCGGGGGCACUUUUUAGCAUUCUCUUCCUACCCGCCCCUCUGGUCUCCCGUAAGUGGACAGAGGAGGAUGCAGGGGUGGGCAGGCUUCGGCCCAAGGCGCGUGAAGUACGCGAGUGGGUGGCUUUGGCACAGACAGGUGGAAAGCGGGACAACUCAGCCAAUCCCUUCCUCUGCUGUCUGCAUUCAUACCCGGGAUGCAUCUCCCUCCUCGGAGGACUGCAGAAGGGACCCUCCAUUUAGUUUAGCUCUUGUCUACGAACAGCCCUAGCACUCAGUUCAGCUGGGGUCAAAAUGCCAGUCACUCUGGUGUCACUGGACGUCUGUCCAGAGGGAUUCAGAAAUUCUCAGUAGUGCUUCCCCCUUUCCUUCUCUAUGCUGGGCCAGCCAAAUAGGCCAGGGUUUUGGUGGAGAAAGAAAGUAGGACCAUGCCCUGACGGACCAGCAGGAGGCCACUGUGCACUGUUUUGCUGCUUCCAGAACCAAGACUAGAUGGAGCCCCACAAGCACCCUUCUCUCCCCAGUGUGCCCUGCUAACUGGCUUUAUCUUGAGCCCACUAUGGAAUGAUAGGUUGUGGUAGGUAGGCUGUUUUUCAAAGGCAAUGAAAACCUCCCUUGGAAAGAAACGCUGUAGGGGUUCCCCCACCCAAGUACAGAUCCCAGUGGAGAGGAAAGAGGCCAUCUGUUCUCCUCCACCAGGUUCCUCUCAUCCUGCAUUACCCGUGUCUAAGCACUUUGAGCCCAUUUUGUACAUUCAGGUGGUAAGUAAGACCUGUCGCAGGCAGGUGGGCUCCAUGGAGGUAGGGAAGGGCUGGCAGCCUCUGCUGUCCUACCUUACGCUCACUGGCUGGUUGGAGCCUACCUUCCAGAAGGCCUGAGAGAUGUUCUCUCCAGACAGGUUCUGGUUUAAGUGUCUUUUUCUUUUUGGACCAAUCAUAUUUCUUCCACUUUCAGUGCCUUGAGUGUCAUGCUUUGGACAACCGUCCCUGUGGGUGGUCAUGUAGGGAGCAAGUACCUGUGAGCCUCAAACAGGCUGCCAAGUGUUACGGUGUUGAAGGAGAGACGGGAGAGGGCUGGAAAUGGCCCCGACGGAGGAGGUGGCCAGGAGGGCACUGCAGGCAUUCUUCGCCUGCACUUCCUUGCCCCAUACCCGCAUGCACAUGCACCCCCACACAUUCCAGCCAUCACUUCCCAGCUGCCACCUCUGACCAAAGAGAGCAGGCACUCCAAAGAGGACCUGCCCCCUGCCCUGGCCUCACCUCCCCAAGAAGCCACACCUGGAGUUGGCUCUUCACCGCCCCGUCGCUGCCGGCACAGGGGCUGGGGGCCUCCAGGCAAUUCCCAGAAUGCUCCUUGCCCUUUCUUGGUGAUCACCAUUCAUUAGUCAUGUUCGCUUUAAUGAGUUACAUGCUCAUCAGCCACGGGCCAUCACCGCCCUUACAGAUGGGUCUGUGGGGUGACAUUCUCAGCCAUCCCCUUGCUAGUAAGGACCAGAUGAUACCCAGGAAGCGCACAGUUCCAAUUCCAGCCUGGCAGGCAGCCUCCACAGCCCCCUCCCCAUCCGUGGGACAGUCCCUACCUGGGCCCAUUGCAGGAUCGCAGCUGUGCUCAGUCCCUGGGAAAUCAUACCUUCCUGCAGAGUCCUUUCAGGGGAGCUCAGCCACAAGGUCUGUUAACAGAUGCGGGUUCCUAUGCAGAUACUCUCAUGCCAGUUUUCAUUUUCAUGGAUGCUAGAAGCCAUGCAUAAUCCAAAUAAUUUAAGCCUAAAUAUGGCUUUUUAAAUGGGAAUAUCUUCCAAGAUACUCGUUUUUAUUUUGAACCUGGCCACAUUUUCCUAUUUUCUUGUUGGUUGAAGUACUGGGUCUUUCUGUUGAAAAGACGACAAGGAAGUGCCAGUAUCACUAGGUAACUCAGCCAGCCAGUACUUAGUGCCCUGGGAGAAUUGCUGAGAAGGAAAGUGAUGGCUGAAGCUGUUCUCUGUUCCACCACACUUGCCCUGGGGCCGGCUGGGUACACCAUGCAAGGCACAGCAAAGCAGCAGCAACCAGGGCAGACUCAGCCCUCUGUGAAUUACACACUGCGCCAUCAGAAUAGGAGGUAGGGUCUGCCUGUGUGGGGAGUUAAAGGUGUCUGAGGCUGGCAUCAUCCAGCAUGGUGGUACUCCAGGAUUUGGUGUCUCGAUCACCACUGGUGAUACUGCCUUGGGGGCGGGGGGAAGCUACGGAUCUGUUCUGAAGCUGCUGUUUACUGAGUGACCGUGGCCCAUCCUCUAUGUUCGUUGCCUCUUAACUUUCCGGCCUGCGAAAUAAGGGGAAAGGCUUGCAUGAAGUUAGAACUGUUCUGUUUGGGCGCUACUUGUUUGAAGAGAUGUGAUAGGGGCCUGCCCUUUUGUGUCUGGGGAGCUAAGGGGUUCACCUCUUGGAAGAAGCUUUCAUGAUAGGUUUCACUGUCUUGUCAGAAGUGUGAGUUAAUUUCCACCAGGAGCCCCUUUGUUACAAAGAGCCACUUUAAACCCAAGUGGAACCAGACGGUGCCGCUUCCCAUGCAGUUCUGAUCGGUUCGCAGAGGUGUCUGGGCGGGGCAUGGUGAACAGUCCCUUAACUGUGUAUCCAGAUUUUGGUCGCCUGCAGUGGGAGAUGUUGAAGCAGGCACCCUCCACUUGGUCCUCAGAAUAUUCCCCUGCCCCAGGGACAACUCACAGUGCUGACCUAGCAAGGUGAAGCUAGCAGUUCCAGGAGUCUUGAGCCAGUUAGGGAGCAGGUUAGAUGGGCAGCCGGUAGAGGGAAGAGGGGUACAAUGAUUUUGCUCUGGAUUUCCAAGAAGCUCUUGUGACUUGGUGAGUCAUGGCCUCUUUGCUUGUGGAGGGGCCAGCCUACACCCCAAGUUCUAGAACCAACCCUCAAAGUCUAACCAGAGUAUGCAUGAAACAAAAUCCAUCCUAAGUGAGAAAGGACAGUAGCCAGAGGAGAGAGCAGCACCAGCCUCACAAAUGCCUGGCUUGGAACGAAAACUAGGCGGUAUACUGUCUUAGUCCCAGCAGUUGCUACCUCCAGAUGGUGUGCAGUGCCCCAGAGCUUGCCCUCAUACUGUGUUGCUAAACUGGCUGCUCUACCAGGAGACACCAGACCUGGGCUCCACGUGGAAUCCCACAGGCUCACUGUACACUUGACCCCACAUACAUGGCAGUGUUUCACCAUCGGGGUUUGAAAAAGCACACGUGAAAACCAGACCCACUGGGGGUGAACUGGCUCAGUCCCUGCUUCAUUCUGCGCCAUUCUUUUGCUGAACCCCAGGACCUCCCAAAGCCGCACUGGGCUUGGAAAGCCUGGUUGUCUGUGGUGUUAGUGCUCUGUGGUCUGAGCCAUUUCACUGCCCUGUGCCUCGCAGGCCACUCUGCAAGUUCAGUCACCAGAGAACUAGUGAAGCUCCUGACCCUGGAGAGCCCAGUGAAGAGGUGACAAUGGAACACGGAAGUGCACAGACCAAGUGGUGUCAUUUAUGUCUGGGGAGAACGUAUAAAAUCAGCAUUUGGAUAGCCCAUUCCUUUUCCCCUACCUCCCUUCAUCCUCCCAAGGUGCUUCUCAAGGCCAGACUCUGAGUGGCAAUGCCUCACUUGGUCCUGACACUACCUCUGGGCUAAAGAAGAGGACUGAGCUGUGUUGCUUGGGAUAUUUCUGAAUUGAAGUUGGGGAGCAAAAUCUCAUUUUCUUGUAUCACUGUGAGGGAGCUCCAGCCCUGUCCCUGGAGAAAUAAUUGCUGUGUAGAAGUCACAGGUCCUACUGGGCAGUUUUGGUACAAGCCUGCCCUUAAUAAUAAUAGUAGCUCGGUGUGCUGUCCACCAUCCCUGGCUUUCGGCCGGCCCUGCCCACUGGCCUCGGUUAGGUGGUGAGCUAGGGUUCUUCUCUUGGUUUCUGGGGCUCUUCACAUGCAGCCCCUGGGACCUUCUGGACCCUGGGGGAGACAGCAGCCAGAGUGUCAUCACAACCAAACUCUUGGCGCGUUCCCCUUAGCCAUAGUGCUGCAGAAGAUCCUGCUGCCUCUGCUUUCACCAGGAAGAGUUUCCAGGACUCCUUGUGGUCAUAUUUUCUACCCCAGCCAUUCCUGGGAAUGUUUCUGCCUCCAGUUGACUUUUCUCCACCCAAAUCCCAAUGAUAAGUGGACCCAUGAUGGUAAUUAAAAGGAGAGAAAAAAAAAUAUUAUUUUUGUUAGGACAAACCAUCGUAGAUUUUUAGCAAUGUGUAUCUGCGUGUCCCUCACACCUUUUCCUAUUCUGCCUUUUUUUUUCUUUUUUUUUAAAUAUUAUGUACUAUAUUUUUAGUCUCAA